AUGAAUUUAUUAUAUUUUUUAUUUAUUGUAUAUUUAUACUGCAUUAAUCACUUAGUUUGUAUAUACCAAGAUAAUUUUUUAUUCACCUUUAAGGAUGGUAAAAAGGUGCAUACAAACAAACAAAAUGUCAACAAAUUUGAAAUAGAAAUUAUUUUAAAAUUUAAUACAAGAAAAGAUUCAAAGGAAUUUUUUUUAGCAUCAUUAAUACCUGCUAAAAAUCUACAAAUAUUAUCAUUUAAAAAAAAUGAACAAGAGAUAAUUUCGAAUGUCGAAAUCCAUCAUGACAGUUCCAAGAUAAGCGAAAAUGAUAACUGUGAUUAUCUUAUAACAUCAAAAAUGUAUUUAAUAAAAUUAUCUAAAAAGGAAUUGGAAAUGUUUAAUAUAUAUACUUACAACUUUUCUAAUAAGGAUAAUAAUAUGACUAUGCCAGAAAAAUAUGAAUAUUCAGAAAAAUCAUUAAAAAGUUUUUUUCCUAGUCAAGGAACAAUUUAUCCAUCAGAUUAUUCUCUAAAGAUUUCUGUCGAAGUUUCAAAAGAGGGUUUAGACACUGAAGGAAUAUGGAUCUUUUCGAUUGGAGAAAAAAAUGAUUCCAUAGACAAAACCCAAGAGUGUACAGUUCCAUCCAGUGUUUUAAGUCAACUCUUUUUUCAGAAAACAACAUCCAACAAUAUUUUGUUGUUGUAUUGCAAUAGUAUCACUAACUCGGAGAUUUUGAAUUUAAUACCUGAUAUGAGAAAAAGUUUUAAUAUUAAUGUGUCCACUAGCAAAUAUUUUAUGGGAGCCUAUGCUUCGAUAUAUUCGAUUGAAAUGGAUUUAACUACAACGGUUCUGGAUAUUAAAUCUGACAAAAUAAAAAUUAGUAUAAAAAUUCCACCAUAUGUUUGCUAUUCCAAUUAUUGUUUUCACAAAAAUCCCGAAAAUCCUUGCUUGAACUUGAAUGCUAAUAAUACACCUUUUGAUGAUUGUACAUAUAAUUUUCGAAAUCAUGAAUUUAUUCUCAAAUCAUCAAAAAACGAAAUUGUAGCUAAAAAAAUUGUACUAAAAAUAGAAAACAUAAAUAAUCCUCGUUCCUCUUUAGAAAAUAAUAAGAAUUGGAUAAUUAACAUUUUAAAUGUUGAUAAUAAUAAUUUUGUAAUAAAAAAGGAGCAUAAAGAAUUAUUAGAAAAAGUAUCCCAUGAUAUUUGCUCAAAAAAAUUCAUACUAAAACUUGUAGACAAAUAUUCAGAAAAUAUAACGUGGGUAAAGUCCCACAUGGGAAUUGUCUUAACACCGGAAUUGCAUUCAGUUAAUGUUCAGCCAAUUAAGAAAAAUGAUUUAAUAGAAAAUCCGAAUAUAAUUUACUUAAGACUUUAUUUCUUGGAUAGCCAUGUUUUCAACAAAUGCCUGGUUGAAAUUAAAUCCCCUCAAAAUCUUAUAUCCGUUAUAACAAAAAGCGAAAAGAGAUUAAAUCCAUAUACUCAUGAAUUAAUGAUUCCAUCUUCUAUUUAUAAACCCGUGGAAAAUGAUCAACAUAGUAUAAAAAUCGAAAAAAAAUCAAUUAAAAAUGAAGAUAUCAUAGAAUUUCCAAUAAAUAUAAAGGAAUAUGAAAAUAAAGAGUAUUGGCACCUCAUAUUAAAUUGUUUAAAUUAUGAAAAUGAAUAUGUGAUAGAAGCUCAAACAAGAUUUAUGUAUCCUAUUGAAAAUAAUAAAAUAUAUAUGAGUAAUAUAUAUUACAGGGAAGCUAUAAUUGAUAAUGAUAAUAAUAUUAAACAUAUAUUUUAUUUAAAUUUAUUUUCUUAUAGCGAAAAAGAAAUGGAUAUAAGUAUCUCAAUUCUUCCAGAACCAAUAGGUACAAACAUUAUAAAAAAAAAAGCUAUACCUUCUGAUCAAACAAACAGUAUAGAAUUAGUUGAUGCAUGUGAUGCAUUAGUGCAUACUUCAUGUUAUAAUUUAGUUUUCCAUGAAUGCUAUAAUGUAAAUAAAAAAAUAAUAUAUAAAAUAAAUUCACACAAAAUAUCUGAUAAGCAUUUUACUAUUUUAUACCCUUUAAUAACAAAAAAAGAUGAGACAAAUAAUAUCGAUAGAAAUGUAACAAAAUUCAACAUACAUGUAGAAGUAGAAACUAAAAAUAUUCCUAAAAAUAUUAAAAAAAUAUUUCCAAUAAAUAUGAAUGAAAUUUUAGAUAUGAGUGCCAAAAAACCGUGUAUAAAUAAUUUAGUUUCUGUUUUAAAAAAUUAUAAAAAAUAUGAUUCUCAUUUAUUCAUUUUAUUUAAAGCUGUAAAUUGUUAUAAAAUAUAUGAGCCCUUUUUAAUAAAUUACAAAAACAAUGAAAAUUUUUUUGCAAAAACUGAUAUAUUAGACAAUUAUGAACAAAUUACAUUUCAAAAAACAUAUAAAAAUUUUUAUCCAGUAAAUGAUAAUUCAAUAUCUCAAAAAAUUUUUGAUAAAAAUAUAAUUAGCAUUAUUACUAUUAUUCUUAUUGAUGAUAUUGUUUUUACAAAUCCAUACUUACUUAAAGAAAAAUUAAAUAUUAUCAGCCUUAUAAAAGAUAAUUUUUUUUUUUCAUAUAAUAAGUAUUAUGUAGUUAAUUAUUUUAAUCAAAAUUUGCUUAUAAAACUUUAUAAACAUAUGAAUGAUGGAAAUAUAAAAAUAACUAUAGAACAAAAAUCAUCAAACAUUUUAAAUAUUUUGGAUGCCUUAAAAAAAACGAUUUCUUUUGCCCAGGAUGUAAAGGAAAAAGAGCAAAAUUACAUGAACAGCGAAUAUAGUAUAAUGUUGCUAACUGACAUAGCUGGAAUGAAUAUGGUAAAACAAAAUUCACAAGAAUAUGUACAUAAAAAUAAGACUAAUGAUAUAGGUACCUUUGACAUAAGUUACGAAAAUGACGACAUGUUGAAUAAAAUAAUUUCAAGGAUAUAUUGUGUAUCAUUUGAAAAUGGGAAUUAUUUUAAUGGAAAUGCUUUUCAUAAAUCUAUUAAAAAUACAGAUAAUAUAUAUACAUACAAUUAUGAUCAAAAAGACAGUAUUCAUUUUAUCUCAUUUCAUAAAUAUAUUAUUGAUGAACAAUUAAUAUCACAUUACUUUAAAUCAGUAAUACAAGAUUAUAUUUUUUUGCACACACAAAUUUAUAAAACAUCUUGGUAUUUAAUAGGGGUAUGCAGAUAUAAUAUUAUAAAAAAUAGUUUACCAAAAAGAACAUUGCACAUAUACUAUGUUGAUAAAAAAAUUAAAACUAUUCAUUACACAAUAUCCGAAGAUGAAACAAAAAAUGUUUUUGACAAUUCUUCUAUUUCUUCGUAUCAAGACAUGUGCAACAUUUUUACCCAGCUAAAACUAUUGGGAUAUAAUUAA
Messenger RNA from Plasmodium berghei ANKA, 3330 nucleotides. RefSeq names its product conserved Plasmodium protein, unknown function. Bases 1 to 3330 code for a protein of 1109 amino acids. Lineage: Eukaryota; Apicomplexa; Aconoidasida; Haemosporida; Plasmodiidae. The record is from RefSeq and is a predicted model, not a curated record. The transcript has 10 exons.